GCUCUGGUUUACCUGACGAACAACCGUGACCGUGUCAUCUCUCACACAAACACACUACACACGGAAGCGCCGCUGUACACAUGUUGUGCCGCUGGUAGCCGUGGUGUCGAAGCUACAGUGGCGGCAGGAAGCUGCGGCUCUUCUCUCGGCUGCUGAUGGAGCACAUCCGACUACCAAAGGUGGAGAACGUCAAGCUUGUCGACAGAGUGUCUCCCAGGAGGAGCAGGGUGGGAACCCUCUACCUGACAGCCACACACUCCAUCUUCGUGGAGAGCGAGGCAGGAGUGCGCAAUGAAACAUGGGUGCUCCACAGCUUGGUGUGCAGUGUGGAGAAACAGGCCGCCGCGGCCUCGGGAUGCUCCCUCCUGAUUCACUGUAAGAACUUCCAGGUUCUGCAUUUUGUCAUUCCCCGAGAGCGGGAGUGCCACGACGUCCACCUGUCCCUGCAGCGUCUGUCCCAGCCAGAGAGUUACGUGGAGUUGUACUGCUUCUCCUACAAGCCCAAUGUUGGCGAAGUAGAGAGACGGCAGGAAUGGGACCUCUUGGACCUUAAGGCGGAUUACAGCAGAAUGGGAGUCCCUAACUCCCUGUGGAAACUCUCCCCCAUCAAUAGACACUACAAGGUGAGUGACACUUACCCUGCUGACCUCUUUGUACCUGAGUCUGCCGCACCUCCGGUCAUCGUGGGAAGCUCCAAGUUCAGAAGCAGAGGGAGAUUUCCCACUCUGUCGUACUACUCCAAAGACAAUCAUGCUGCCAUCUGCCGCAGCAGCCAGCCCCUGUCAGGUUUCAGCGCCCGCUGCUUAGAGGAUGAACAGAUGCUGGAGGCCAUCUUGAGGUCCAAUCCCCGCAGCGACUUCAUGUAUGUUGUGGACACCAGGCCUAAGCUGAAUGCGAUUGCGAACCGAGCUGCAGGAAAAGGCUACGAAAAUGAAGACAACUACUCCAACAUUAAAUUCCAGUUCAUCGGCAUCGAGAACAUCCACGUUAUGAGAAACAGCCAACAGAAAAUGCUAGAAGUGUGUGAGCUGCGUUCCCCCUCCAUGUCAGACUUCCUGGAGGGUCUGGAGAGCUCAGGCUGGCUGAAGCACAUCAAAGCUGUUUUGGAUGCAGGCAUCUUCAUCGCCAAGGCUGUUGCAGAGGAGGCUGUAAGUGUCCUGGUUCACUGUUCGGACGGUUGGGACCGUACGGCCCAGGUGUGCUCAGUGGCCUGUGUGUUGCUGGAUCCCUAUUACAGGACUCUCCGAGGACUCAUGGUUCUCAUCGAAAGAGACUGGGUCUCAUUUGGACACAAGUUCUCUCACAGAUGCAACCACCUGGUCGGAGACCCCAAGGAGGUGUCUCCCAUCAUCGAUCAGUUCCUUGAGUGCGUGUGGCAGCUGAUGGAGCAGUUCCCCUGUGCCUUUGAGUUCAACGAGAGGUUCCUCAUCGCCAUUCACGGCCACAUCUACUCCUGCCUGUACGGCAACUUCAUUGGCAACAACCAGCGGGAGAGGAUCGAGCUGGGAGUGCGAGAGAGGACUCACUCUCUGUGGAGUUACCUAUGGAUGAACCGUGCGGACUUCAUCAAUCCUCUGUACAGGCCAGACCACAGCCAGACUCAGGGGCUCCUCCGGCCGUCCACUGCCCCCUACUGCUUCAAAUUUUGGAGAGGCCUGUACAACCAUUUUGACCGAGGGAUGCACCCACGGCAGUCGGUCGAGGAUUAUCUUCAGGCCAUCCAAGAGGAGACGCAGCAGCUGCAUGACCAACUGGCCUCUCACAAACAGAAAAUAGGUAAACUGGAGCAGGAGCAGGUGUGGAGAGUCACCCAGAAGACGACCACCUUGGACAAGAGCCCCACGGCGUGGGCUCUUGGUAAUGACCUCACAGUGGCCAACACCCCUCAGGACUACACCGGGGACUUCAUCUCCAGCAGCCCUUGUCAGCCGAAGGCCCCAGAGAGCAGCCUGAUCCUCCUGCCCCACGACUUGAACCAAAAAUCCGAAGCCAACCUUUCCAACGGCAGCGACCAGGAGUCGGGGAUCGCAGACCUGAGCUGUCGCUCACCGCUCAGCGAGGACAGCACCAGGGAUCCGGACUCGGAUGAGGCUGCCUACUCUGCUGCCUGAGCAAAUGUAGUGAUGUGGUGGGAAGCCGAAGCAGCUUCAAGGCCACAGAGCAAACUCCACCUGUACAUUCACCGAGUCACCCAGUUAUCCGCUAAUGUUAGUGAAAAAUAUUAAAAGGAUAAACCCUCCAUGUUGCCACAUUAAUACAUACUAGUUGAACAUCUUGUGCUGUAGCUGAAACAUUUCCUUCUUACCCAAGUUACAGAAACUCUGAAAGUAAUAGCCAAGAUCAAUGAAUAGUGUCUUGUCUGCUGUUUGACAGCAGACUUACUCGAGUCAAAAGCAAGUUAAGAACAAUUCUGAACUGUACUUGUAAUGUGAGUGUGAAACUAUGAGCACUUUUUCCUAUGGUCUUCCAUACACUAUUUAUUCAGUAGGCUUUUGACUUAACAAUACAAACACUUUUUGCAAAAGGAAAACGCUGCAGCAAUGGAUCACAACAGCUUCAUUCAUUUAUUCUCAGCUAUAAAAAAAGACCUAACCAGGCAACAAAUCCAAUAAAGAAUUUUUAAAGCAAUAAAAGUCAAGAAACACAGCUCUAAAGAGAUCAAAUAAAAAUUAGACAUAAUCAAACUGAUACAACUCUGACUAAACAAAAUAACAACCAGACAAACUGCUGGGACAAAAACAGCAGACCUAACAAAACAGAAGCUUCUGUCACAUUGUAUUUAGAGAAUGAAUCAUAGUUGUAGCAGUUUUGCAAAGAUGUAUCUCCUUAAGUGUUUUGAUAAUUCUGUCUAACCGCUAUUUCAAAUGCUGUCGCACAUUUCGGUCACUGCCACUCAGGCAGUCUGGGUUCAGGAUUUCAGUCUAGCCUGGAAAGAAGCAGUAAACCUGUUCUGCCCAAAGUUUAGUUCAUGUGUCGCUGUAGCGAAGUUUCAUUCCCAUAAAGAAGUUCUUAUCAACCAAACUCCCUUGGCACACCACAGUGACCUCAGAUGGGUUUUACAGUCAUUACACUCCAAUAACCAGUGGUUGGGUUGUGGUUGAUACGCUCUGAAUUUUUACUGAAGUCACGGCAAAUUUUUACAUUUUCGUCCACAAUAAUACAAACCAAAUGUUUUUACCAAAGGUAAUCGAGUAUCUGCAGCCAUAAACAGGACGCACAGUAAAUGAUGGGACGACUGAACUGGCAGACGAGAGCGUGUGAACACAAAUAUUCUGCUGUUUAACGAAGCAGAUAAGCAUCUGACUUUUUGAAUAUCUGAGUUGUCUUAACUGUAAAACUAGGAUUAAAUCUCCUCACUGUAAUAGUGUAGUACACAUCACUGUUUGUGCACUCCAGUACUGCAAAUGAACAAUGUACAGAUUAUCCGGCAAAGCAUGUUAAGAUAUUUUUGUACUUUGACCUAUUUUUUUUGGGGGGGGGGGGACUACUGCAAUCUGGCUAUAAUGCAUGUUCUUUUUCAUUUGUAUCCCAGGGUUUAACAGUCUGCUCAUAACCAAGUCUGACCUUGUUUAAAAGAAAGAGCUUUACUGCAUAUGACUGUUUUUGUUCAAGCGGAAAAAAGAGCCACAUUUAUCAAAAGAACUUAAAAUGCUAUGAUUGUGUCAAUUUUGUCAAAGUUCCUGUGAAAUAAAUAAAUAUAUUACUGUCA
Messenger RNA from Scophthalmus maximus (turbot), 3709 nucleotides. RefSeq names its product myotubularin related protein 7a (gene mtmr7a). Gene Ontology annotation, molecular function: phosphatase activity. Gene Ontology annotation, biological process: dephosphorylation. The record is from RefSeq and is a predicted model, not a curated record. The transcript has 14 exons. Bases 156 to 2111 code for a protein of 651 amino acids. NCBI's taxonomy places the organism in Eukaryota, Metazoa, Chordata, Actinopteri, Pleuronectiformes, Scophthalmidae.